AUGUCGAUCGACCACACCCUCCCCCACCAGGGAGAGGCAUCCCAUCCCACCUCCAAAAAACAACCCUCGUCAGUAUCCUCAACAGUCGUCUACGCAACCUCCCGCCAAUCGUCCUCUUUUAGCCGCUGGCUCCGUCAACUGGGCGUAGUCUGUCGUCUCAACGUCCUCCUGUUGAUCCGUUACUGGAAGGCUGCUAUUCUCCAAACAAUCAUCUUGCCGCUGUUGGUGGUUGGUAUGGUUUAUGGAGUGCAAAAGGCUUACUCUUCGGAUAAUGGCAAGGUUACUGUCGGAGACAGUACUGUGUCUACUUGGACCAUGCCUGGUAUUCCUCAGUGCAAGCCAGAGCUGCUUUCAAACGCUUGUAUGACGAUCGUCUACACCCCCCAGAACGCCGAGACUACCGAGAUUAUGAACUACUUCCAGACUCAGAACCAAGCCCGCACCAACCAAGAGCUCAAGAUCGAGUCCACCGUCUGGGACGAUCUCUCCAGCGUCCCCAAAUCCAACAUGGGCAUCGUCCCCGUCCCCUCUGAAAAUUUUAUCUAUGACUAUGCACUCGCCCACCCCGACACCAUCCAGCUCGGUGUGGCGUUCACGAAGCAGGAGCCUGUGGCACCUGCGACCACAGUGCACUGGAACUACCAAGUCUAUUACAACAUGACCCACGCGACCAACAUCACGGUCAAGUCUGGUUACAAAUACACACAGGAGGCCGGAUACAGCCGUGAGGCCGGCUUCGAUGAUCCGUAUGGGGCCCAGCUGCCCAAUAUGAUCCGUGCCAUGGACGAAGCCCUCCUCACCUUCCUCGACCCGCAACACACCCAAGCUCAACUCGAUUACUCUCUGAAAUCCUUCCCUACCGCCGAUAAGGUCAAUGGGUUCUCGUCGCAGGAUGACAUGGUCAACGCAUUGUCGAACCUCAUGGCCUUGCCAGCCUGUAUCACCAUGAUCAUGGCGAUGCUCCGCGUCAGCCGCGAGAAGGAGUCCAAGUGCCGCGAGUCGAUGGAGAUGAUGGGUCUCUCGAGUUUUACGUACUGGACCGCACAGUGGUUGACGUCUUGGAUUAUGGCGUUGAUCCAGGGGACGGUUAUGGUUGCGUUUGGUUAUGCGUUCAAGAUGCAGAUGUUUGUCAACUCGAAUGGGUUCGUCAUGUGGGCGAUGUUUGUCCUCCUCGCCUAUGCCAUGACCUUAUUGGGACUUUUGUUGACGACCUUUUGUCAGAAAUCCGGUACUGCGAUGGGAUUCGGAUUCGCGUUGCUGGUCGCCGUCUUGAUUGUCGUCCCUAUCCUGGCUGCCGGUCUGUGGCCCGAUUUGUGGCUGGAUACCUCAUUCUAUGAUGUCAAUAUCGCGACGGGAGAGUCUCUGCCCCCAAGCCGCAGAUACACCUGGAUCAUCUGCCUUGUUUUCCCCUUCCUCAACUUUGCCCAGCUAUGGUCCCAAAUCUCCACCGCCGCCCUCGGCAGUACCAAUUACGAUUCUGGAGAGUAUAUUGCAGGGCCUGGGUUCAACUUUACCAACCUUAACAACUUUAGCGCACCCCGUAAGGAAUGGCAGGGACUUGUCCCGUUGCCUGUCAGUGGAUUGACCUACCAGUUGGUCUGUGUUGUUGUCAUUGCCCUGUUGACGCUUUACUUUGACAAGGUCAUUGCGGAUGAGCACGGUCGGUCCUCGGGCGCGUUCUUCUUCCUCGGUGGCAUUGGUGACUUCUUUAGAUGGAUCCGUUAUGGUGGUGCGGAAGGUGUUGCUCGUCUCAAGUCUGCCGAUGCCCAGAAAGUCAUUCCUUAUGAAGGUCAACCCCCCGCCGAUGAGGAUAAUGAUGUGGUCGCUGAGCGCGAACGUGCCGUCAACUGCCAAACCGAUGUCGCCAUCCGUAUCUCGAACCUCACAAAGACCUAUACGAAGAACGGUCCUGGAUUCUUCAAGAACCUCUACCUGGCUCUCUGCUGCUGCUGCUGCCGGACCCGUCGUCGCUCUAACAAGGUUGAGAACCGUGCCGUCGAUCGCUUGAACCUCUUGACGGAACCUAACGAGUUGUUUGCCCUGCUGGGUCAGAACGGUGCCGGUAAAUCAACGACCAUGCAGAUGCUCUAUGGUGUCACGACCCCGGCCUCCGGCAACGCCUUCUUGUUCAACCGGUCCAUCAAGACCGACAUGCAAGCCAUCCGGUCCACCAUGGGAGUCUGUCCUCAGCAUGAUGUGCUUUUCAACGAUUUGACCUGUUGGGAGCAUAUGCAGCUCUAUGCCGGAAUCAAGGAUCUCCCUGCCGACGCCCUCCGUGCCGACUUUGACGACUCUUCCGCUGGAACCGAAACCGUCAAGGAGAACACCCGCGAACGCCACACCUGGAUCCGCUCCCGUCUGGAAGCCGUCCAACUUUGGAAGGACCGCGAUACCAUGGCCGGCCGUCUCUCUGGAGGUAUGAAGCGCCGUCUGUCGACCAUCAUCUCGACUAUCGGAGACCCUAGCGUCUUGAUCCUCGACGAGCCCACCACAGGCAUGGACCCCGUCCACCGUCGCCACGUCUGGACCUUCCUCGCCCAAUUCAAGCGUGGCCGUUCAAUCCUCCUCACCACCCACUCGAUGGAAGAAGCCGACGCCCUCGGCGACAAGGUCGCCAUCAUGGUCUCGGGCCACCUCAAGGCCAUCGGAAACACGACGCGCCUCAAGAACAAGUUCGGAAACGGAUACCGUGUCGAGCUCGCCUUGGGUCAUCCUACGGAGCAGUACCCUGACAUCCCGGCCCAGAAGGAGCUGGAACAGGAGAUGACCGAGGCCACGAGGACGAUCAUGCCAGAGUCGGUCUUGUUGGACAAGUCGGGUGGUGUGAUGGUGUUUGGGAUCCCUAUGCAGGCGAUUGAGAGGAUGGCAGAUUUGACGGCCAUGUUGGAGAAUGCUCAGGCGCUGGGUAGGGUUAAGCAGUGGGGUAUUGCGCAGACUAGUUUGGAGGAGGUUUUCUUGUCACUCAUCCGUUCCUCUGACGACCGUCAUUAA
Messenger RNA from Linnemannia hyalina, 2991 nucleotides. The record is from the annotation of a GenBank genome assembly. NCBI's taxonomy places the organism in Eukaryota, Fungi, Mortierellomycota, Mortierellomycetes, Mortierellales, Mortierellaceae.